AUGAUUGAAAAUCGAUUAAUUGUGCUACUGAGGAAAUCCAAAUCUUUAUCCCAAAAACUUCUGUCGCCGACUACGAAGGAAUGGAAAGCAUCAUUUUCCUCGCCUGGUGUCUUCGCAUGUCAGUCCCAAGCUAGAUUUUACUCUUCAUUUCCGAGACCUUGUCCUGCUACCAAAACCUCGGUCGUACAAAGCUGCUUUGGCAGUGGAUUAAGGUCGUUGCUUCAGAAUAAUUGUAAGGGCAUUCAUAAAUCAUCAUUAAGGAAUUUCACCACAGUAGCCUCUGUACCUGGAAAAAGUAUACAAGGAACGAAACUUCUUGUCACGUCCGGGCCUCAUGCUCAGAAAGCAGUUGGUAUUUGGCUUUUUGUGUCAGCUGCUUGGGUCUUUAGUAUGGUGGUACUUGGUGGUGUCACGCGGCUGACCAGAUCUGGCCUAUCAAUGACUGACUGGAAAUUCACAGGCGGUCUUCCUCCUAUUUCGGAUGAUGAAUGGUUGAUUGAAUUUGAAAAAUACAAGCAGUCUCCCGAGUACAAGCGAAUAAAUAAAGGGAUGAAUCUUGACGAUUUUAAGUUCAUCUACUGGAUGGAGUAUGCCCACCGUAUGUGGGGAAGGGCACUGGGUAUAAUGUUCGCAUUGCCCUUCUCCUAUUUCCUUAGGAAAGGUUACAUUACCCUCCAAUUAGGACUCAAGCUAUCUGGCUUAUUUGCUCUUGGCGCUGGUCAAGGACUAAUCGGUUGGUGGAUGGUCAAGAGUGGAUUAGAGGAACCCGUGUCUGAGCAUGCUGAACCAAGGGUAAGCCCUUACCGGCUUGCAGCUCAUUUGACCUCAGCAUUCAUUAUUUAUUCUGGGCUUUUUUGGACCGCUCUUUCUGUUGUUAUGCCUGAACCUCCCGCUGAGUCCUUAACCUGGGUUCAAGGGGCAGCAAAAGUCAAGCGUAUUGUGCUCCCUGUGAGUAUUCUUGUUGGGAUCACCGCCAUUUCAGGAGCAUUUGUUGCUGGAAAUGAUGCCGGCCGUGCAUUUAAUACUUUCCCCAAGAUGGGUGAUGUUUGGAUACCAGAUGACUUAUUUAACAUGAAGCCUCUAGUACGGAACUUCUUUGAAAAUACAGCAACUGUGCAGCUCGACCAUAGAAUACUUGCGACUGCAACCUUAUUUUCAAUUGGCGGCUUGUGGUGGUCAACAAGGAAACUCGAUAUACAUCCUGCAAUACGGUCUUUAAUAGGAAGCACCGUGGGCAUGGCCGUUCUUCAGGUGACCUUAGGGAUAUCAACUCUGCUAUCUUAUGUACCGGUAUCUCUUGGGUCUGCUCAUCAGGCUGGCGCCCUAACUCUUCUAACCCUAAUGAUUCUUCUGAACCACACUUUGAGACGACCUUCCUUACACCUUCUGAAAACACUUCCUUCUAUAGCAAAAACUGCAUGA
Messenger RNA from Striga hermonthica, 1422 nucleotides. The record is from the annotation of a GenBank genome assembly. NCBI's taxonomy places the organism in Eukaryota, Viridiplantae, Streptophyta, Magnoliopsida, Lamiales, Orobanchaceae.